This is a messenger RNA of Penicillium coprophilum, 645 nucleotides long. RefSeq lists its product as uncharacterized. The annotation marks the transcript as partial. Lineage: Eukaryota; Fungi; Ascomycota; Eurotiomycetes; Eurotiales; Aspergillaceae. The record is from RefSeq and is a predicted model, not a curated record. The transcript is spliced from 5 exons.
ACAUGCACUAAGGUUAACGUGGCCCAGCAUUUACAUAGGGGCCAAGAGAGACUCCUAUUAGAGAGCGAGACGCCUUGGAUUCGUGACCAGCUAGGUCAAGAAGUCUCAGUUAGCGGCUUCUCUCUUGAUCUGGCAUUCCAUAUUUCUCAGGAAGCCAACAUCGUGACAGUCACCAAUACCCUUAAGGGUGAAACCCCUGAUAUUCAAUACAUUCUAUAUACGCGACGUAGAAGGUUCCUCUAUCUUGGAAAGCACAGCGCGCCUCUUUACGGCGUCAAUGGUGUCCAACCUCCGGGCCAACAAAACUCUCACUCUCAAAUUCUUCAUCCCAAAGUCCAAUUUCUGGUCGGCCAUCAGGCCCGCCUAGAACGAAGUUCUUGCGAUUCUAUCCCAGCAAAAUGGAGAGAACCGAGACAAUCCCUUUUCCAUUGGCGCCCUACACAAUAUCACAACAGGCGAUAUUCAAUACCUAGCAGCAAAACCUCACAGGGGGCAUGCGACGGUAGCGGAUUUCGCAUGUUCACAGUUGUUCUUGACCGUGCAAAUUUUGUCUCAGAGGCUGGGGUGUACUUCUACAUGACUGACUCAGACGAGUCUGAGGAUCCGGACACUUCAUCUGAUGAUACGAUCGUUUCCCGGUCGUAG